Molecule: messenger RNA, 5372 nt
Organism: Heterobilharzia americana
Lineage: Eukaryota; Metazoa; Platyhelminthes; Trematoda; Strigeidida; Schistosomatidae
Source: the annotation of a GenBank genome assembly
CUUCGCUAUCAUGAUUUGUCAUUAUAGUAGUGUAAUCCAUCUCUUUCUGGUGAUUUACACCCAAAGACUGAUGGGAUUUAUCACGACUAGUCGGUUUCUGGUAGGCGUUGAAAAAUAAGAGAAGAAUUUUAGUAUUCUACAGACACACCUUCACUGGCACACACAGACAUACACAUGAAGACAACAAAUUAAACAGUUCGCUCGUCAUCAUCACCAUUAUUAUAAUUUAUAUGAUUGCUACAAUCACGUUUUAGUAAUUUCAUAAUGUCACAUGGAAAUCUAUCGGCUUUUAUACUGCAAAGAAUUGUAAAUUGAUUUAAUCCAUAAGAUAUCUGCGCACAUUAGGAGAGAGAGAGAGAGGCAGUAAACGAACAAGAAAGUGAGCAUACUUCUAUGCGUGUGUCUGUUCUUUAGCAGUUUAUCUGCCUUUAAUUGUGUCUAUUGUGUGUAGGCUAUUUGAGCACAGAAACAUGAGAGAUACUGACUGAAUACAACCACAACAACAGUACACAAAAUAACUCCAGUCUGUCUUCUCAUCAUAUACAAGAGAAAGCCAAUUCCUUUACAGUUGUCGGUUGAAUUUAGUGUAUGAGCACAAUUAUAUAGUAUAUGUGAAAAACCAGAUAAACCAGCAGACAGGCAUACAGGCUGCACGUGAACACACUCACCAACUUAUUCAAACAACUAACAAAGCCUGACACACACACACACACACAAGCAUAAUUACUAACUUAUAUUGCAUGACAUAGAAUGACCUAAUUUUAAAACGGAAAUCAUUAUCGUUAUAAAGGAGGUGUCUACUGCCAAUCGAAGAAUUUGUCUUGCACACUUAUCAGAUAUCCUGUGUUCAUCUUAACCAUCCAUCUAGUCCUCAUCUGUCUUACACUUUUCUAUGGAGUCAACUGAAGUCAACUCCGCCGCCCAACCAGAUAUCAGUGAGGUGACGAAUAGUACUACUACCACUACUACUAAAACCAAUAGUAGUAAUAGUAUCAUUGCUGACACGGUAAAUGAGAACGAAGAUGUUGUUCAAAAGGAUGUUGUCAACACUGUGAAACAGACGAUUGACACAAAUUCAGAUGUUUCUAAUCCCUCAGAGACAACAACCAUUUCCUAUGAAAAUAAUGAACUAAAAUCGAUUUCAAUCGUCAGAGAGAUUUCACCACAAAAGGAGUAUCAUGUAGCAAGUACAACUGAAGCAACACCGUCAAGUGAAGCCGUCUUAACAAAUGAAGAUAAUAUAAAUUAUACACCUAAAUCUGAAGCUACGCCAAUCGAUAUAGAGAUUUCUAAGGAUAUGGUUGAUGAGACACUGCUGAAAAUAGUCGAAACACCAAUUGAAAUACGCAAAAAGAUGGCCAUCAAAGUAGUCGAUGAACAGAUACAAUCACGUGGAUCAGAGAUGGUUGAAGAAAUGAAGACAAAGGAGAUUUCUUCAUCUACUUCUCCAUCAUCAACUAAAAAACAAAUAAAGUUGUCCUUAUCUCUAUCACCGGACACUUCAAGCCAAGAGGUGGUCAAUACACUCAAUGAAUUGUCAACUACUACAUCAACAGGUCAAUCAAUAGACGGUAUAACCGAACCAAUGAUCACAGAGACUAUUGUAAAACGACACAAUAAACAACAAGCAGAUAAUCCUAGUUCAGAGUCAUUCAAUAGUGAACUACAAACAAUCGAUACAACUUAUGUUAAACAUCCACAAAGACCACCACCACCGAAAUUGAAUUCAGUGAAAAAAACUCAAACUUCGCUAAACUCCUCUCAUUCAUCAUAUAAUGAUACUAAUGAAGUUAUGACAAAUGGUAUAUCAACAGAUUCUCACUAUAAACGUCCAUCAUUCAAGUCGAAUUUAAAGCAUGCAUUCAGUAAUCUAAGGAAAAGCUUCAAGCGUAAAAAUAAAUCAUCUCAUCAGAGUUAUAAUGGUUCAAGCCAACAACCAACACAUAAAAACAAUCAUUACAUCGAUUAUAAUGAUAAUCAUAAUAAUGGUAAUCAUCAACAGUACAAUGAUGCUCAUUAUUUAAGUCAUCAGGAUUAUCAAUCACCUGAAGAAAUUCCAGAAUCACACUCAAAUGUUCAAUCACUUGAUCCAUCUAUCAGUGAUUCAUUACAAUAUCAAAGAGAAGAAUUUGAUAUAUUGAAUCCAAUUGAAAAUAUUGCACCACCAGCUAUUCCAACAAAAAUGUCAUCUGAUCCAAAUCAACCAAUCUAUGUGAAUCAUUCACUACAAACAACAAAUAUGCUGGAUAACAAAAAUACUGAGGAAUGCGAUAAACAUAUUUAUGCAAACAGUCAAGAGUUGAAAAACGCACGAAAGGCAAAGGAGUUGGUAGCAGCAGUUAUAGCAGAUUCUGUCCUUGCAAAUCAAUUGUCCUAUCAAGAGACGUAUUGGGCAUCUGAAAUCCAUAGUGGACCUGCAAUUAGCCAACCACCGUUGAAUAUAAACUAUCGACAAAGCUAUCAGACAAGAAGUGAACAGUCAACACCACGACAAGUGGUUAGAUCACAAAGUCAAAUGACGAAUAACAGUGGAGUGAAGCCUUUUAUGACGCCAGAUUUGCGCUAUAGACCAGUCUCAUCACCAAGACCAAGCAGGCCAAAUAAUCCGCCUAUUCUAUCCCCAAUGGAUCAACAAAUACAGGAUAGAAUGACCUCUGAAAAAGAUAUAAGGACUCGUAGAUUGGAUAUGGUGAAUUCAGUAAAAUUGGACAACAAGCAUUCAGACUAUGAUAAUGAUCACUUCGUCGGAGGUUAUACAGAGCCUCAACCAGAUCAAUAUCAACCGCACUAUUCAUAUACAAUGAAAUCAUCAGAGAGAAGAAUUAUGCCAUAUCAUGUACCUGGUAGUCUGGAUGGAAGAUAUCCACAGGAGUAUGACGAUGAAUAUUCACCUGAAACUCGAAGAAUACAAACAAUGCGACAUUCAGACUAUCCAACUAGACUUCGUGAAAGAAUUCAUGUCUAUCGGCCAGUAUCAUCAUCAGCUACAGUAUCAGCAACACUUCCAUACAAUGGUUAUGAUCGUAAUAUGACACUGAAACCAUAUAAACCGAAAGCAAUUGCUGAACGUUAUAAAUGCAGUGAAGUCUAUAGUUGGCCACCAAAAUUUCCGAAAUUGAAACGACGUAAAACACAACCACCAAAACAAAUUCAUACAGGACAAGACCAUGUAGUUAUUAAAGAACAAAUUAAACCGCCAAUGAACUAUCAACCACCUGUACCAAAUCAAACACAUACCAAUGAACCACUUCAUGUUAUCAAGGUGAGUCAACAAUGGAAUACGCUGAAUAACAAGAGAGAUUCAGACAACUCACCAGAACGACAAGUAACCAGUCUUCAUUCAGUACAGAGAUCUACUUUAUUGGAACAGUCGAAUCGAACUUCAGGACCAGGGCCAGGAUCAAGAAAUCAACUUUUCAUAGCAGAUUACAAGCAAAUGCCAAGCUCUCAGGAAACACAAAGUUUGAUGUCAGAACAAGGUAAAAAGGAGGGGAGAUGUAUGGUCAGUUCAGAGAAACCCAACUCUUUGGCUCUUCCAUAUUUCACUAAGGCAGCAGAAAAUAAAAGAUUUUCUAAAUUUCAUUUUACUACUGCCAAUAAUGCAAUCAACGACAAUAAUAUCAACAACAAUAUUGUAAUGUCAUCUGAAGUGAUGCAAUCAGAAUCACCAAAGUCGAUUGGUGUAUUGAAGGAUACAGUGAAAGCUAUGCAUCCAUUCCUUCAAGAAUGGUUUGAAAAGCAUAAAGAAUUGGAUAACAAAGAGUUAAAAGAUGAAGAAAGAAAAAAUGAUAAGUUGGUGAUCAAUUGUCUAUCUGAAUACUUAUUCACAUGCAUGAAACUACGUUCACUCGACUUACAAGGUGAAUAUGCUUCUUUUGUAUUUCCAUUGAAGAGUUUCAAUGAAAAAUCAUGGGAUAAAUAUGGUUUCAUUGAAGGUUGGGAGGAGUUGUCAAUUGUCUGUGCACCCAAUACCAAUCAUGAAUAUGUGGUCCUGAACCAAUGUGAUAAGCAAUCGAAUAAGCUAAAAUACACAACGAAAACAGUGGACAAAUUACUAACAAAUUGGUUAAAUAGUCAAACGACAAAAUCACCACUUCCAAAUGGUCAUACAUCAUUUGAUAAUCUUACAGCAAAUAAAAAUAAAUCCAUUGAAGACAAAGCACUUCAUUCAAUUGUUUUAACGACAACACUGAAGAGUAUUCUAAGCUUAUUUGACAAUAAAGAAGCAGGUGUUGAUAUAUUUGAGACCUGCAUAAAACUUAGCGUUCUGUUAAGUCUGAGUGAAUGCCUACCUACUAGCUUAGAUAGAAGUGAGGUGAACAAGACUCAUUCAGAAGUAGAUCUAACUCCAGAGAAUAUUCUACUGAUACUAUCUCCAUCGAAUUGUCUAACAGUGUUCAAGAAAUUCGAUAAGAUUCAACCAACAAAUAAUCAUAUGGAUAAGAGUAAUGAUCUAUCGAAUAAAGAUGAUGCUGAGAAGCAUGAUGCUAAACAAGCCUUGAACAAAGAGAACACAUUGAAAUCAUUGUUCAAUCAACUUCAUUUACACGGUGACUCAAUCAAUGAAGUGAUCAAUGAUAUAUUAAAACAUCUAUAUGAAAUAACAAAGCAUGAAUUUAUAUUUCCAGAGAUGGUAACCUCUUUACUGAAGGCUGUUGCACCACCUGAUUGGAUUGCAAUCUGUUUAGCAAGAAUAUGUUUAUACAAUCAAACAAGCCAAUAGAAUUAUGUUUGCUCUUUUCAAAAUAUUGCGUGUACCUCUACUUUCGUAUAUCUUAUUUCUUCUAUAAACCCUAAUAUCUAUAUACAAAUAUAUGCCUUGUUUUCUCAUCACCUAACACUCAAUUCAUCCAUUAUAUAUAUAUAUAUAUAUAUAUAUAUAUAUAUAUAUAUAUAUAUAUAUAUAUAUAUAUGGGUCAAUCAAUAAACUUAUUCUACUUUCAACGACUGCCAUGAUCAUCCACACAUCACAGAAAGUGUAUCUUUUCUUUCGUCUAAGAACUAAAUUCUUUUUUUUGUCUUAACCUAUCAAUAAUACUAAUGUAUCAGGCUGAAAAGAUUCUUAUUUUCGUUUCAACUUCGCAAAUAGCGAAGUUGUUUUCCUUCUGUGUGUUGAAUAUCAUAAUUUUGGCUUUCGAUUCAUCUUCAAAUGGCCUUUAUAAUGUUUCUAAGGUGAUGAUAAGGAUAGUGAUGAAUAUGUUAUUGUUUGUUUCUUUCUCUGAUCUUCAUUAUUUAGAGAUUAUUUGCUUUUCAAGAGGUAUACUUAUUUAUUUAUAUGCAUAUUCGAAAAACAUUAACUUAAUUUUGCAUUCAGUUGUUAUCUCCUUGCUUUCUGUUGCAUGUCAGUUUUCAAAUAAAUGCAUCCUUUUGCU